CUCAUCCAUGGGAAAAGGAAAGCUUCACUCGGAAACUUGAAUUUGUAAAAUUCCAAAGAAAAAACAAGACAAAUCCCAAUCAAGAACAAGCUCAACAAAAGGAACAUAGUAAAAGCAAGUUCUCGGCAAAGGCUUUUCAAGCCCAAAAUAGAGCCAGAGAAGCGCACUGUUUCAUAUAGCAUAGUCGCCAUGAAUUCCCCCGUAAUUUCAUCCCAAUGGCUUCGUUUGAUCAUUAUGAUUGUGUCAAUGGCUGUCACUGCUGCCCACUUCAAGAUUCCGCGGCUGAGCCCAACCUUGGGAACAAUCUUGGAACAGCCUGAAAUUUUGUCUGCACCAGUCUCAGAAGAUCUGCGAACUUUUUACUACACACAAACACUUGAUCAUUUCAACUACAACCCUGAAAGCUACACCACUUUUCAACAAAGAUAUGUGAUGAAUUCCAAGUAUUGGGGAGGAGCAAAUGUUAGUGCACCCAUUUUAGCAUAUCUUGGUGCUGAAUCGCCUCUGGAUGGUACUCCGGCUGCAAUCGGUUUUCUCAAUGAUAAUGCCAUCCGUUUCAAAGCACUCAUUGUAUACAUAGAGCAUCGUUACUAUGGAAAAUCAAUACCAUUUGGAUCAAGGGAAGAAGCCUUUCAAAAUGCAAGCACUCUGGGGUAUUUUAACUCUGCCCAAGCCAUAGCAGACUAUGCAGCUAUCAUCAUGCAUAUAAAGAAAAAGCUUCAGGCUCGGUAUUCACCGGUCAUCGUCAUUGGAGGAUCAUAUGGGGGAAUGCUUGCUUCAUGGUUCCGGCUGAAAUAUCCUCAUGUUGCUUUGGGAGCUUUGGCCUCAUCAGCUCCAAUACUUUACUUCGAUGAAAUUCCACUACAGCCAGAGGGUGGAUAUUAUUCAGUUGUCACAAAGGAUUUCAGGGAAGCCAGCGAGACUUGCUACCAAACUAUACAAAAAUCAUGGUCCGAAAUCAACAGAGUAGCUUCCAAGCCCCAUGGUCUUUCUACCCUCAGCAAGAAGUUUAAAACAUGCUAUCCCUUGACCAGUUCUUCGGAGCUCAAGUCUUUCUUGAGAUUAAUGUAUGCCUACACUGCACAAUACAACAGACCGCCAAGAUAUCCAGUUUCAGUCGUAUGUGGCGGCAUCGACGGAGCUUCCUUUGGGAGUCAAGACGACAUCCUUACCAAGAUAUUUUCUGGCGUUGUGGCUUACUAUGGGAACAGGUCCUGCUAUGUCAAUCCAGAAACUAAUGCAUCCGAAAUAGAAAUAGGGUGGAGUUGGCAGAGAUGCAGUGAGAUGGUGAUACCAAUUGGCAUCGGCAAUGGAACCAUGUUAGAAGCUUCCCCCUUUAAUCUAACCAGCUUUAUCAAACAGUGUGAGAGCUUCUACGGAGUCCCUUCUCGGCCUCAUUGGGUCACUUCUUACUACGGUGGCCAUGAUAUAAAGCUGAUUCUCCAUAGAUUUGGUAGCAACAUCAUCUUUUCCAAUGGCCUGCGAGAUCCUUAUAGUAGUGGCGGGGUGUUGGAAAACAUUUCCAAUAGUAUCCUUGCGGUAUCUACAGUCAAUGGAUCUCAUUGCUUAGAUAUACUUGGGGAAAGGGAAACUGAUCCAGAAUGGUUGAUCAGGCAACGAAAAAUAGAGGUGAAGAUUAUAAAAGGUUGGAUCGCUAAUUACUAUGCUGAUCUCAAAGCAUUCAAGCAAUAGGAAUGUUUAUCCACGAUGGAAACUUGGAUAAUAUAGAAGAAUCCAAAGCUAUGAUCAUGAAUACCAUUUACAAUUCAAAGAAAUUGAUAGCUAGGCUUAGGAUUGAUAUAUCUCCUGCCUGGUUGAAUUUGUACUUGUGCUCCAUGUGAGAAGUGAGAAAUAAUAACCGUUCAAGUGGCUGAUUUUCUUUUUCCUCUGGUACAGGAGAAAAUACAUAAGCGGCAGAAUUUUUUUU
Molecule: messenger RNA, 1927 nt
Organism: Theobroma cacao (cacao)
Lineage: Eukaryota; Viridiplantae; Streptophyta; Magnoliopsida; Malvales; Malvaceae
Biological process (GO): proteolysis
Molecular function (GO): serine-type exopeptidase activity; dipeptidyl-peptidase activity
Source: RefSeq, a predicted model, not a curated record